Molecule: messenger RNA, 2066 nt
Organism: Marchantia polymorpha subsp. ruderalis
Lineage: Eukaryota; Viridiplantae; Streptophyta; Marchantiopsida; Marchantiales; Marchantiaceae
Source: the annotation of a GenBank genome assembly
CAUUCUCUUGGACUUGUCGCACACACCUCACAGCAACAUGAGCGACGGGCUAACCGCUAGCCCGUCGCUUAAGAGGCACCACGUUAGCCGCUACGGUCAUAAUUGCUACGGAUUCUUGUCCUCCAUUGAGCUCAUUUUAUCUGACACUGAGCAUGUCUGAACCUCUCAUAUGCAUGUAUGCGUGUUGUUGUUGUCGUAGUCGGUGCCACUAGGUAGUUAAUUGAGGUGAUACUCUGGAACCCAGUGCCACCAACACAAUCAAUGGUUCUACCUUCAUCAAAAGAUUGUUCUUCCUCUUUUGACUACAUCUAUCGAGUUCCUAAAGUUUGCUCGAAUCGCAUCCUCUUCCAGAUUUCAAGGGUUUUUCCAUUACUCUGACUGUCAUCAAAGUGCUCAUACACGCUUUAAAAUCAUGAAGUAUACGGGCCAUUUCGAUCUCGAGCCAUGCGCUUUGCAGCGUGGAUCAAGCAUUGAUAUCGUAGCUCUUCUGACUCAAGACAGUUCUCAAAACGUACGAGACUCAGCGGGAAAGGGCCACGUAUCUCAUUAGAAAUCGUUUCAUCCACACUCAUCGUGAACAACGUCGAUGUUUAUAUCUCUCAUCUGAUCUCUGAACAGGAAGUGUCCAGCCCCGACGAUCAUGGAAGAUCUUCAAUGAGCUUUACAGCGAAUCAGAGAGAGCAUUGCUUCUGGGCUAGACCUGAACGAAAUAACACGUACCUCCUGCCACAUGCUGAUAUGCAAGGUCGUAGGCUGAUUCCAGACAAAUCAACACUACAAUCUUCGCUGGCUGAAGUUUUAGUUAUAUGACUGCUUGUCGUGACGACGACUUUCUGCGGAUAAGCCAUAAUUUGCCGAAUGUCGUAAUGACAGACUAGUGUUAAGUUUUCUUCUGUUAUCGCAAGAGUCGCGUCAGUGAUUGGUCCUGUUGCAACGCGAGAUACUUCCAGAUUAAUCUCCUUCCCUUCGUGUGACGAUGGAGGUUUUGAGCACCAUACCAAUCCUGCGCAUUUUUGACUUAACGAAGGCACAAGAGUUCUACAUCGAUUUUCUGGGCUUCAAAGUGGACUGGACGCACAAAUUUGAGCCCAAGAGCCCCACAUACAUGCAAGUGUCCAGAGCUGGCUGUCUUUUGCAUCUCAGUGAGCAUCAUGGAGACUCUUGUCCCGGCUCAACCGUUUUCCUCAAAGUCACUGGCCUUGAGAAAUUCCACGAAGAGCUCAUGGCUAAGGACUACGCAUACGCGCGUCCAGGCAUCGACGCGCGUAUGACUCCUUGGAACACCAAGUCAGUGGAAGUUACAGAUCCUUUCGGAAAUCGCCUACGCUUCAACGAAUACUUGAAAACUUGAGGCAACCAGUUAAGUACAGGUUUGCAGUAUUUUGGAAACAGUCGUUUGAUCCAAAAGAUGUGUGUCACAUGUGCCGGCAUUAGUUUUUGUGGCCCCGAUGGCCUAUCGGAGAGGAGGCCAAGCCAUUCUGGCAACUUCUGCACAAAUUUUUGCAUCGCUGAGAUAAAAGUCAAGGUAGCUUGGUGUUUCAAUGCAACUUCGAGAUUGGACGCCUAACCAGUGAACGGUGCCAACAUAGUGAACCUUGCUGCCUGCAACAUCCGAUGCAGAGAGUUUUGUAGCUGUCAAGUGAUGUGUAAUGAAGGUGAGAGGAUGAAACUGAGAUUUUGAAAAGUCCGAGUGAGUCACAAUCCAGUCGAAGAGCGGGAUUCGUCGUUUCCAUUAUUUCCUAUAGACUUGGUUCUGAGUUUGUAGAGAAAUAGUGCAAAGUGUCUACUGCGUGCAUUCUAACACCGAAACGGAGUCGAGGAAAUAAAUCGAAAUUGCUUCAAGGACGGCAGAUGCGAUGUUUCCCGCAUCCUUUGUCUUGCACUGGUAGUGGGAUGGAUGCUCGUGUUUCCGCUACACUGGCUGAGCUUGUUGGCUUCUGAGAAAUCAGUACGGCACUGAGCACUCAUGUUCCAGCUGAACAUUUGAGGAAUUCUGCUCUUCAGUUCUCCCCGAUGCCAUCAUUUCAUGAACUCACAAUGAGUAAGGACACUGAAUGAAAAAUAAC